Messenger RNA from Racocetra persica, 137 nucleotides. Lineage: Eukaryota; Fungi; Glomeromycota; Glomeromycetes; Diversisporales; Gigasporaceae. The record is from the annotation of a GenBank genome assembly.
GGAUGAUAAUUUCAUCAGACUUUCAAAUCAAGGCUAAGAAGGUUAUUGUAUGGAUUCCACACGAUAGACUCAAAAAUUUGCCAAAGGUUAAAGACGAGGAAUCAGAUAUAGUAUCUAUGGCUAAUUUGCCAAAGUGA